AUGGAGGAAUGUCUGGGAAGGGCCGAGGCCAACCCCGACCUCGACCAUGACCGCCACCGCCAGCUGCAGCUGCAGCCACAACAGCUACAACAACAGCAACAGCACGAGCAACAACAACAAGAAGAACAGCGAAAAAUCCGCCAACUCAAACGCCAAUCUCUCCCUGCCCGACCGCACGCCGCAGCUCGACACAAAAAACGUCUCACGCUGAACUUCCCCAUCAAUAUUCCCCCAGGAGGACUCGGCACCGUCACCGCACCAGCCUCCGCCGUCGAACCCAGUCCGAUCCAGACUCCCAUGACCCCCUUCUCGCAGACGACGUCUACUACGAGUCCUGCUCUCGGAACGCCACUGCCCCUGGAUACGCCGCAGCAGGCAGAUGAGGGCACAAACCUGUUGACCGCGAUUGCAUCACAGGAGCGGAAAGUUCUGGAGCUACGGGAGGAGCUACAACGGGCGGAGACGGAGCUCUCCACGCUGAAGAAACAAUGGACGUUGUCGGAAAAGACCAAGAAACGCACGGAAGUCAACCACCAUGCGGAACCGUUAAUAUCGCUGCGGUCCCCCGUUGAAAGUGUCUGUGGUGAGGAACGAGAGUCGCUGCUGCAACAGCAUCGCAAGGAGACUGCGACCGCGGAUAUCGUGCAGUCACAGCAACGCACGAGGGAGUUGGAGAGGAGGAGGAGUAUGCGUGUCGCUCCUGCUCCGGGGACUACGAUAUCGGCGAAUGGACGACGGGUGUUUCAGGGUUCACAUGCGAGGACAUUAUCGUUACUUUCUGCGUCGACGGAUUCCGGGUUCAGUAGUGGUAAGAUAUCGCUGUCUGGAAAGUCAAUGGAGAGUGAAUUUGUGGGGAGGAUGCCGCGGUCUGCGACGCUGCCUUCGUCUACUGAGCGGAGUGUGAAUGGGGCCUUUGUGCCGACGGAGGAAAUGAUCACGGAGUGGCGAACGAAUAUGCCGCCUGCGUCUCGGGCCUCACUGGUGCAUACUGGGAAGCAGAUGGCUUCGGAUUUGAGGGAGGGUUUGUGGACGUUUCUGGAGGAUAUUCGACAAGCUACCGUGGGCGAGGAGGGGAUUAAUGCAACGGAGGUGAGAGGGAUGUCGCCGGCCGCCAUGUCCCGCAAACGAGAUUCGACUUCGACUUCGACGUCGCGGAGCAGCAGAGAUCGGUUGUCUGUGCAUGGGGGAGGAAUGUUAUCGCGUACUGCAUCGUCGUCAUCGCGGAGCAGGCGGGCGGGAGCUGAGAGGAUUUCUGGUAAAGACACUAAAUCGACCGACAUCGAUUCGUCGUUUUGGAGUGAAUUCGGCAUUGAUACACCUGGGCAGAAGUCCCCGAACGCUCGCGGAGCCUCAAACCCCCGGCCAAACGGGCACCACAACAACCUCGAGGUCUACGAUGAUGAUUGGGAUGCUUGGGAGGCUAGUCCCCAGCAGCCGAACAAGAUGCACACCCCAUCCUCGAGCCGUUCCACGCUGGAAUCGAAGCGUGACCAGUCUCCGAGGUCCCAGGCUAGCAGUCCGCGGACGAGUGCUAGCUUCGGAGAUUGGCGUCCAAUUAGCCAGGGCGACUCUGUCCCGGACCCCAGUGUUUCUGAUGGCAUUCCGUGGCCUGCAAUUACCAAGGUGGCACCGUCCAAGCUGAAUCGCACCGCAUCAAGUCUCAUGACCGAAUGGGAACAAAGUCUUUCUCCUGAUAGGACCCCGGCCAGUCCUACUCUUUCCGAGAAGGAGAAUAAGGCGGACUAA
Aspergillus glaucus CBS 516.65 is the source of this 1746-nucleotide messenger RNA. RefSeq lists its product as uncharacterized. Bases 1 to 1746 code for a protein of 581 amino acids. NCBI's taxonomy places the organism in Eukaryota, Fungi, Ascomycota, Eurotiomycetes, Eurotiales, Aspergillaceae. The record is from RefSeq and is a predicted model, not a curated record. The transcript has 2 exons.